AAUUUUUCUAGAAAAUGUCUGACGAAGAAGAAGAUUAUAUGUCUGAUGCAUUUUUAGCUAAGCUACAGGAUGUCACCCCAAGUCUUAUAAAUAAUAGCGCCGUAAAACGUCGUAAUGAAAUUGAAACGAAAAAGAAAGAACAACAAGGAAAACACAGAUAUAAACCAGUUCGCGAAAUGCAAAAUGAAAAGCUUAAAGAAGGUCUCAAUAAAGCUAUUACAUCAGAUAAUAAAGGCUUUGCAAUGCUUUCGAAAAUGGGAUUUAAACCUGGAACAAGUCUUGGAAAGUCAUCUCAAGCCACAGCAAUAACAGAACCAAUUAAAAUAAAUCUAAACACUGACGGUCGUAUGGGUCUAGGAACUCAAACUGCUGUUAAAGAACAUCGAGAACGUCAACUCAGUAAUCUCAAACGAAAAAUGGAUGCUGCAGAUUUAACACCUGAAGAAUAUCGCAAGCAAAUGCGAGAAGCUGCUGACAAGAAACAAAUUGUUUGGGAUCUUCACAAACUUCAAAAAACAUGUAGAAUACUUGAUCUUGAAAAGAAUGUUAAAUUUCCUAUUCAUCCAUGGUUUUGGCCAAAAGACUUUUCCAAAAAAGAUGAUUCCAGUGAAGAAGAUGAAGAAGAGAUUAACAACAAAGAAAAAGAAUUGACAGAUUCAGAAAGGCUAGAAAUGUUAAGAAAAUUUCUCCGGGCUUCAUAUUUCUAUUGUGAAUAUUGUGGACAUCAGUACAAGGAUGGUACAGAUUUCAUGAAUGGUUGUCCUGGACCAUCGAAAGAUGAUCAUUGAAUUAAAACUAACAUGUAAUUUAAGAAUUAUUUUUAUUAUUAUUUUUAAUUAAUGAAGUUAUUUCAUAAAGAUGGGAAUUUUCAAAAGAAUAUCUUUGACUCUAUCUAAAAAUUCUUUACUUAGAUUGUCAUUAUUUUUCACAGCGAAACAAACUAAUAUUUCUUGACGUUCACUUGCAAUGAAAUUCAUAAGAUAUCUUAUAGCUCCUUCAGUUUCUAUUGAUUCUGG
This is a messenger RNA of Clunio marinus, 1016 nucleotides long. The record is from the annotation of a GenBank genome assembly. NCBI's taxonomy places the organism in Eukaryota, Metazoa, Arthropoda, Insecta, Diptera, Chironomidae.